CCGGAAGCAGAAAGACACUGAUGUAGCUAGCCAGCAGUCUGGAUUAGCUGUCCACGUAAUUUUGUGGAAAAUUCGUCAAAUAUCACAAUGAUACGGUUGAAAAAUAUGCUGUGACUUUGCCAAACUCGAACUGUAAACACGGAGCAGGCAAUAUUUCCAACUACUAUUUUUAUAGUUUUGUAAUCGGGUUUAGCAAAGCAGCUAGCUAGCUUCCUGGCUGCCGUUAGCCUAGCUAACUAACCUUUGUCAAAUUGUAAUGGCAAGUGCUACUAGUAGCGAGGCUAUUUAAUUCGCUAGCUAACUAGCUAACGUGACCUCGUGGUGAACAUUUAAUUUCAGAGGAAGGACGUGGACGAUUUCAGAAAUUCAUUUUCCGCUACAGUAUUUAGCUAUCUGCUUCAACCAUUCCUGAAGGAUUCAAGAUGGAUGAGGACUUUGGUGGGCCAUCGCCAUCCUGCUCCACUGAACCCCAACCAACACUGUCACUAGGUCCUGACGGUAACCACGGUGACCGGGACUACACACCACAGGGGCAGGGUUACCCUGGAGGCCUUGACGGCUUCAGUGAAAUACCUAGAUUUAACAUCGUAGUCAAAGAGGAGGAGGAGGAGGAAGAUUUAGAGGAGUGGAGUUUUAAUUAUACAGGAGAGAGUCCUAACCCCAGCUCUAGUGAUGAGGCAUCAGGAGUAGCUGAACAACACCAGGAGAGUCACACCGCUAAGAAGACUUUUUACCGCUGCCCGGAGUGUGGGAAAGAGUUUCCUCACCCAUCAAAACUACAGAGACAUCUGAGAACACACACAGGAGAGAAACCAUAUCCUUGCUCUGUGUGCGGGAAGCGAUUCAGUGAUACAGGGACCCUCAAAACACAUGAGAGGUUGCACACAGGAGAGAAACCGUACACCUGCCCGGAAAAGGACUGUUGGAAGAGGUUUGUCAGCCAAGGCGAGUUAAAACUACACCAUCGGACACACACCGGAGAGAAACCUUGCCACUGCUCUGUGUGUGGGAAGAGUUUCUCACGUAUGUGGCACUUGAAGGUCCACAUGAUGACGCACGCCGGAGAGAAGCAGAGACUCAGCAUGAAGAAACCUUUCCCAUGCUCUGAGUGUGAGAGGGGCUGCAACUCUGCAGCAGAGCUCAAGAUGCACCAGAGGAUGCACACUGGGGAGAGACCUUACCAGUGUUCCACCUGCAAAAAGACCUUUGUUUUUCCAAGCUCUUUAACAAGACAUGAGCAAUCCCAUAUUAGCGAAGCGAAUAGUACCGCCAAGCCGUACAGCUGCUCAGAAUGUGGGAAGGAAUUCACUCAGCCAUGGACCUUAAAGAUACACAUGCGCCAGCACACCGGAGAGAAACCGUACCACUGCUCUCAGUGCGAGAAGAGGUUCUCAUCUUCGUCACUCCUUAAAAGACACCAGAGGGUUCACACCGGAGAGAAACCAUUCCAGUGCUCCGACUGCGGGAAGAGUUUCUCCUCGUCAGCGAAUAGAACUAGUCACCGUCGUCGUAUCCAUGAAGGUAUACAGAGUAGGUCACAGCAGCAGGAGGUGACCUCUGUGGAUGGUACCAAUAAGAUCAGUAAUCCAAAGGCACUAAGUCCAGACGAAAAGUCCAAGAAAAGUACAGCUUGUGUUGACCAAAACGACCAGGUUGAACCCACAGCUGUAGAGGAGGCUGGUCUCAAUCUAGUACUGGAUGUCAAAGUAAAAGAAGAGGAGGAAGAUCCUGCUUUUGCAGAGAGACCUGACCAUUGCUCUGACAGUGAGGAGAGUCCCUCUACAUUAGCAGAACCUGACCAACACCAGGAGAACAACAAAGCUCUGGGCCCUCACAUCUGUUCAACGUGUGGAAAAGAACUAUCCAGCUCCUAUAAACUAAUGCUACACCAGAGAACACACACAGGAGAGAAGCCUUACGAGUGUAUGGUGUGUGGGAAGGGCUUCUCCCAAGCCGCAAACCUCAAGACGCACCAGAAAGUGCACAGUGGAGAGAAACCGUACCCCUGCCCUGACUGUGGGAGCAGGUUUACUCACAUGGGAGACUUGAAGAGACACCAGUUGUUGCACUCGGGUGAGAAACCUUAUAGCUGCCCCGAGUGCGGGAAGAGUUUUUCUCAGUUGGCGCACCUGAAAUCUCACCAGCAGACACACACAGGGGAGAAACCUUUCCUCUGCGCUCACUGUGAAAAGACUUUCUCCACUGCUGCCAAGCUGAAGAACCACGAGAGAGUGCACACCGGCGAGAGACCUUACUGCUGCUCCUACUGCCCCAAGCGCUUUGCUCUAUCUGGGACACUGGUGAAGCAUGAACGACUCCACACCGGAGAAACACCGUACCAAUGUGGAGAAUGUGGUAAGGGAUUUGCUCAACUGGUGUCCUUGAAGAUACAUGCCCAAUCACACACUGGAGUCAACUUCUACAAAUGUUUCCAUUGUGAGCAGAGCUUCUCCACUUCAACCAAGCUGAAGGAACAUCAGAGAAUCCACACUGGGGAGAAUCUGUACCAAUGCACCGAAUGUGGGAAGAGUUUCACCAUCGAGUCAAAGCUACUGAAACACCAGAGAGUUCACACUGGAGAGAAACCGUACCAGUGCUCCGGGUGUGGAAUGAGGUUCUCGCUCUCUGAGAACCUACUGAGACACCAGCGUAACUCUUCAGGGAUCUGUGGUGCUGUGAGCCUUAAUCAAGCUACUGGGAGUGGGAUUCUACUUCCACAAGAUGCUUCUGUCUUCCAGAAUAUACUGGACAAGGCUGGGCACAAACCAACAGAGUCCCUGCCUUCUGACCAGAGCCAAAGUGAAGCCUCCACUCAAACUGCUGGGAUGACUGUUAAUGUUAAAGAGGAGGACCGAACACUUGGACUGAAGAUUAAAACUGAAGAACUGGAGGAUGAAGAAGAAGAGGCGGAGGAAGAGGAGGAGGAAGAAGAGGAGGAGGAAGUUGUUGGGUUGAUUAAUUCUGAUGGAGAAGAAAUGGACUGGGAUCCUUCUCUUCUUGGAUAUAAUCCCAGUCAGAGUUCUGACAUUGAAGAGAGUCCCUCUACAUCAGGAGUACCUGAACAUCACCAGGAGAACCAUACCGCUAAGAGCUCUCACUGCUGUUCAGUGUGUGGAAAAGACUGCCAAAAAUUAUCGGCGCUACAAAAACACAUGAGAAUUCACACAGGAGAGAAGCCUUACCCCUGUACUUUGUGUGGAAACCAAUUCCGUGAGAAGGGACACCUGAAAGCACAUCUGAAAACACACACUGGAGAGAAACCUUACCACUGCCCGACCUGUGGGAUGAAGUUUGCCCAUUUGGGAGCCAUGAAAAUACACCUGCUGACACACACUGGAGAGAAACCUUACCCCUGCUCUGUGUGUGGGAAGAGUUUUACCCAAUCAUCACGUUUGAAGCAACAUUUCCGGACGCACACAGGAGAGAAACCUUACUCCUGCUCUGUUUGCAGGAAGAAUUUUGCAAGACCAGCAGACCUUAAAGUACACCACAGAGAUCACACAGGUGAGAAACCUUACAGCUGCGCUGAAUGUGGCCAGAGCUUCACCAGUUCCCACAACCUAUGGAAACAUCAGAAGACCCAUCUACCACCUGGACUACCACCACCUGUUGAGUGUGACAACCACAACCAAACACCUGAGAUGAAUACUAAAAAUGAAGGACUGGAGGAGGAAGAUGAGGAGGAGGAAUUUGGUGUUCUGAUCAAUUCUGAUGGAGAAGAAGUUGGAUUGGACUUGGAUCCUCCUCGUCUCAAUCCUCGGAGUUCUGAGGAAGAGGAGAGUCCGUCAACAUCAGGAGAAACUGAACAAUACCAGGUGAACCACAAUACAGCUCUGAGGUACAGCUGCUCUGUGUGUGGGAAGCAGUUCAACCACAAAGGACAUCUGCGAAGACACGAGAGUGUACAUUCAGUUGAAAAACCUUAUGGUUGCUCAGACUGCGACAAGAUGUUCGGUUCCACCAUAGCUCUGAAUAGACACAAGAAGUUACACAGAGAAGAGAAACCUCACACUUGCACAGUGUGUGGGAAAGGUUUUGUUCAACUGUCACGUUUGAAGGAACACUACCCGACGCACUCGGGAGAGAAACCACACUGCUGCUCUGAGUGUGGGAAGCGCUUCACUACUGCGUCGUACCUCAAAACGCACAGCAAAGUCCACUUGGGGGAGAGUCCUUAUACCUGUAACAUAUGUAGGAGAGAUUGCCAGAAGUUGUCCGCAUUCAAGCUACACAUGAGGAUCCACACAGGAGAGAAGCCCUUCAGUUGCUUAGUGUGCGAGAAGCAGUUCACUCAGAAAAGACAUCUGCAAGACCACCAGAAAGUACACACGGGAGAGAAACCGUACCCCUGCCCCCACUGUGACAAGCGGUUCAGCUUCUCCUCAGCCUUGAAAAGACACCAGCAGUUACACACAGGAGAAAAACCCCACUGCUGCUUUGUGUGUGGGAAUUGUUUCUCUCAAGCAGGGCGCCUGAAAGAACACCUACGGACGCACUCGGGAGAGAGACCUUUCUCCUGCUCUGUCUGCGAGAAAACCUUCAGAAAAGCUUCUGAACUCACGAUACACAACAGAUCUCAUACAGGAGAGAGACCGUACAGCUGUGCUGAAUGUGGUAAGACCUUCACCAGUUCUAUGAAGCUGGGACGACACAAGAAGAUCCAUCAGAACACAAACACUGAAGAGAAUCUGACUAAAGAUGUGAAGAGGAUUCCAUGAUUAUUGAUGAUGAUGAAAAAGUGGAGGCUGCCUCCGCAGUUAGUGGAUGCUAGUAGGGUGAAGAGGAGGAGGAGGAGGAGCCUCUACAGUUAGUGGAUGCUAGUAGGAUGAAGAGGAGGAGGAGGAGGAGCCUCUACAGUUAGUGGAUGCUAGUAGGGUGAAGAGGAGGAGCCUCUACAGUUAGUGGAUGCUAGUAGGGUGGAUAAUCGUGAUGAUUGAGAGUGUCCCGCCUGAUGACCGUUGGUCUCCUAACGAGGUGCCGGUUUAGACUGGGAACAAUGAUGACUUCAUAAUGUAAAAAAUAUAUCUGCACACUGAUGCAUGUUUCCAAGAAUUGUAUUUUAUUUUAAGUGAGAAAUGUUUUUGUGAAAGGUUAAUGGUUUCAAGAUUAAGCCAAUUUGUAUCAAAUACAUUUAAACUAUAAAAAAAAAGCAUGAAAAGGUGAAGACAGCAGACUGAACAGUAGAAAGCGGAUAAACAACAUACUAAAACACAAUCAGUCAAUCCAACGUAAGAAAUGACAUGAGCAAACUAGCUGGUGGUAUCUAUAAACAUUUUAAUAAAGUGGUCCAUGUUCUUUCUAUUUUAUUAAGGUUAAUUCAUGUGAUAAUAUGCUAAUUAUGCAACAGUCCAAAUAGUAGGUUUGUAGUCCAUAGAAUAGCUCUUCUUCCCUGUUCUUAACACUUACAAUAACUUGUCUUUUAAUAUCAAUGUUCAGCAUCUUAGUAAACAAUGUUAUUUUAGAAAGUCGAGAUUGUUCAGAGUAGGAUAUUGCUGAAAGAAGUGUGUGUGUUUGGACAAUCAUUUCAGAAUGAGGUGUUUGUGGAAUAUUGAUAUGGAUUGUAUGUCAUAAUCAUGUUACGUGAUGUCAUAAUCAUUUUACUUGAACCACGGAAAUAAAAUUAAAGCUUGUGAA
Messenger RNA from Salvelinus fontinalis (brook trout), 5634 nucleotides. Its product is annotated as zinc finger protein 721-like. NCBI's taxonomy places the organism in Eukaryota, Metazoa, Chordata, Actinopteri, Salmoniformes, Salmonidae. The transcript has 8 exons. The record is from RefSeq and is a predicted model, not a curated record. Gene Ontology annotation, biological process: regulation of immune system process; regulation of cytokine production; negative regulation of transcription by RNA polymerase II. The coding region runs from base 423 to 4718 and encodes 1431 amino acids.